GCGGCGGGCGGCGGGGCCUCGGGGGCGGGCCGGGCUGCCGGGGACCCGGCGUCCCUGCUCUGGGGCUGCAGACCUCGCGGGAGAGCGCGGCGCUGCGCGGCGCAGAUUAAAAAUAAAGAAACAUAAACCAGAUGCAGCAGUUUCUUGACAUGGAGAAACAAGCCCAAAAUACAGUGGGAGCUUCUCCUUGUGAGGCUGAGCUUCAAGAAUUAAUGGAACAAAUUGACAUCAUGGUAAGCAACAAAAAAUUGGAUUGGGAAAGGAAGAUGCGGGCUUUGGAGACACGAUUAGAUCUUCGGGAUCAAGAGUUGGCAAAUGCACAAACUUGUUUGGAUCAGAAAGGUCAAGAGGUGGGGUUACUCAGACAGAAGUUGGACAGUCUGGAAAAGUGUAACUUAGCAAUGACUCAGAAUUAUGAAGGACAACUACAAACCCUAAAAGCUCAAUUUUCCAAACUAACUAAUAGCUUUGAAAAACUGAGAUUACACCAGAUGAAACAAAAUAAAUUUCGACGAAAAGAAUUACCACACCCCAAAGAAGAAACACCCUUUGAACUGAGCAAUUUGAACCUGAAAUUAGAGGAAUUUAGAACAAAGUCAAGAGAAUGGGACAAGCAAGAGAUACUAUAUCAGACUCAUCUGGUUUCUUUAGAUGCUCAACAAAAGUUAUUAUCUGAGAAGUGUAAUCAGUUUCAGAAACAGGCACAAAGUUACCAAACUCAGCUAAAUGGUAAAAAACAGUGCAUAGAAGACAGCAGCUCUGAAAUUCCUCGGUUGAUGUGUGAGCCAGAUCCCAGCUGUGAAACCAAUGAAAGAGAUGAGUUCAUUAUCGAAAAAUUAAAAUCAGCUGUGAGUGAAAUAGCAUUAAGCAGGAAUAAGUUACAAGAUGAAAAUCAGAAGCUCUUAGAAGAACUGAAAAUGUACCAAAGGCAGUGCCAGGCCAUGGAAGCAGGACUCUCAGAAGUGAAAAAUGAGUUACAGUCACGUGACGAUCUCUUGAGAAUUAUAGAAAUGGAGCGGUUGCAGUUGCACAGAGAAUUAUUAAAAAUAGGCGAGUGCCAAAAUGCUCAAGAAAAUAAAAAAAGACUUGAGUUGUCUUAUUCACCUUCUAUUAAAGAACCAGAAAGGAAAAGGAAAGAGCUGUUUUCAUUGACCCCAGAUCAACCAAAUCAUGAAAAAGAAUUGAACAAGAUAAGAAGCCAACUCUAUCAGGAGGAAGAGUACCAAGGCUCUGAGCAGGAAAGAAUGAGGAAUGAAAUCUGCGACCUAACAGAGGAGCUUCAUCAGAAGGAGAUCACUAUAGCAACUAUCAUGAAGAAAGCUGCCCUUCUGGAAAGACAGUUAAAAAUGGAGUUAGAAAUAAAAGAAAAAAUGUUAGCAAAACAACAGGUCUCAGAUAUGAGAUAUAAAGCUGUCAGAACUGAAAACACACAUCUAAAAGGAAUGAUGGGAGAUUUAGACCCUGGACGGUACCUGGCAAGUGAAAUUACUGAUAUCAAGUGUGUGGACUUCACUAACAGAGAACAAUCAAGGCAUACAUCUAUUAACAAACUGCAGUAUGAGAAUGAAAGGCUCCGAAAUGAUCUUGCAAAACUUCAUGCCAAUGGAAAAUCAGCAUGGGCUAAUCAAAAUACCUAUGAAGAAACAGGCCGGUACACCUAUCAAAGCCAAAUAAAAAUGGAAAAAAAUGAAGAUAGCCAAGAUUGUGAGCCAAAUAGAAGUGCAACACCUCCAUUGCCACCUUUGCCGUUUCAAACCAAAGAAAUGACAAGUCCUUUGCUUAGUGAUGAUGAAGUAUUCCCACUGUCUCCCCCAGACAUGUCUUUCCCAGCUUCUCUGGCUGCACAGCAAUUCCUUCUGGAGGAAGAAAUGCGAGCAAAAGAACUUGAAAAACUUCUAAAUACGCAUAUUGAUGAACUGCAAAAACAUACAGAAUUUACUCUUAAUAAAUACACCAAGCUAAAACAAAAUAGACACAUAUGAGCUUUUAAACUUUUUUGUUUGCUUCCCCUACCCCAAGCAAAAAAGCUCUGGCAAAAUAUUUACAAAGCUGAUUAAUGAAACUGAGAAAUUUUGUUGUUUUCUUGAGUAAAUCAUUUUGUAAGGCAGCUAGAAAAUAGUAUUUUCUUCGAUAAAACUGUUUGUACUUCUGCAUUCACGUAAUGAAUUGUUCAUCUGUAGAGUUACUAUAAAAUAAAACAACUCCAGAAGAGAUUUUUUUUUUCAGUCUAAGGACUAUUUUGGAAGUAAAUAUGCAGUUGUUUUCCCACCUAAAUCGUGUAUACUGAAAACCCGUUUCCUCUGUAACAACGCAGAAGGAGGGAAAGAAAAGCACUGUAUUCCAAACCUAGAUGAAUCCAGCGCAGCCCAGUUGUGCUAGGUUUGAAAACUCAAGGAUUUUUAUAAAUGAAAACAUUAAGUAUUUUUGAGCUACGUAAACAUCCUAAAAUUUCUUUUAGGAAAAAAAAAGAUAUAGUCUACUGUUUCUGCAUUUCCCUUUGUGAUGUUUCUCUGUUUCAACACAAUAAAGGACAUGGAAUGUGCUGUGUACACACUCAAAAUAUAUGUGCCAAAGAUUAAUGCUUUCCUGUUAGUGCUAAUUGCUUCAUGGACGUGAACAAGAUAAAGCAAAUAUAAAGCAUUACUGUUGUUACGUUCUCGUUUGUAAUCACUUCUAUUUUUAAUAUGUUAAAGGGAUACAAAAUUCUAUGGACUUAAAACAUAAAUGCCAAAUCUGUAUAGAACAGUAAUAGCAUGGUAGUGAACAAUAAAAUUCAAGUUACAAAUAUGCAAACAUGAUAAUCCAUUAUUGUUUCUUUCAAAAUGAUAUUUAUAUAAAGAUUAUGAAAAAAUCCCUAUGUAGUUACUCAAGGUAAGUCCUACAACUUUUAUAUUUUUCUUUUUCUCUUGGAAGAAACUAAAUCUCAACAUACCACAGGUAAGUCAAGAUGUGUUUAGAUAACCAGUGUCAUUGUCAUGUGAAAAAUGCAGAGCACUGACAAGACCACGUGGAUUUGUAUAGCUCUUGGUCUUUGCAAAAAGCCUUCGCAUAGCAUUAUUCAUUUCAGCCCCAAACAAGCCUGUGAAGUCAGCAAGGUUCGCGUCCUUGUUCCUGAAAAUCAAGCUGUUAAGGAACUCACUCAGAAUCACCGUGAGCAAGAGUCAGGAACACCUGGCUUCUGAUUCCUGGCUCCGACUCUUACUACUUGCCGGUAUCGCCUCUUACGAGCAAGCAGAGGUGAACAAUGCUGUAUCUGCAGAAGCCAUGUCAUCACAAAACAUCAGAGGGUACAAAGCCUUUACUGUACCCCAGAAAGCCUCACAGGAGGAAAAUAAUAAAAGUUACAUUUCUAGCCUAGACACAAAGAAAAUACUUUUCAAUGUUAUCUUUGGAAGAUGGGAAGAAAAAUUAUGUUUAGGAAAAGCGAAUUCCAUAAAGAAAUUCUAAAACCUUUAUCCCUAACACAAAUGCAAACAAUGCAAAAGUUUAAAUAUGCAUAUCAUUAUCAUCCCUGAACUCUGAAUGCCACUUCCUUCUCUUCAAGGGUAAGACGUGAUUGACGGUUGUGUGCUGAAAUAAAGAUCUAGGCUACGAUGUUCUUAGAGCUUAGCGAACUUGGAGAAUGUCCAGGACUAACAGUGAAUUUGUUCCUCUGGAAUUAUUAUUUCAAGUCCAUAAGCAAACUUCUUUUAAAUCAGUAGUUCAGCAUUCCACUUACUACCAGCUUUCUUAAA
This is a messenger RNA of Equus quagga, 3734 nucleotides long. It is a transcript of the gene DEUP1, whose product is annotated as deuterosome assembly protein 1. The coding region runs from base 132 to 1982 and encodes 616 amino acids. The record is from RefSeq and is a predicted model, not a curated record. Gene Ontology annotation, cellular component: centriole; deuterosome. The transcript is spliced from 15 exons. Lineage: Eukaryota; Metazoa; Chordata; Mammalia; Perissodactyla; Equidae. Gene Ontology annotation, biological process: centriole replication; de novo centriole assembly involved in multi-ciliated epithelial cell differentiation.